AUGUCUAAAAAUCUACCCAGACCUCUAUUCCUGUCCUCAUCCCCUUUCAACCCUCGUGCACUCCAUCGUCUAUGUACGGCUUGCGAGCAUGCCAAGGUAUCGAUUCCUGCCAAGUGGACUCUGUCAUCGGCCACCCAGACUUCCAUCGAAAUUGACUCCCUCUUUGAGGGUAUAGAUUUCUAUACUUCCCUUACUCAUGCCCAUUUCAAGGAGCUGUGCGCAGACCUGUUCCGCAGCAUGCUCGAGCCCGUCAAGAAGGUCCUCCGGGACUCUAAGAUCGACAAGGUGAACAUCCAUGAAAUUGUCCUUGUCGGCGGUUCCACAUGUAUUCCCCGUAUUGUUAAGCUCAUGUCUGACUUCUUCAAUGGCAAGGAGCCCAACAAGAGCAUCAACCCUGACAAGGCUAUUGCUUACAGUGCUGCCAUUCUAGCCACUAUCCUUUCUGGUGACACUUCAGAGAAGACACAGGAUCUCCUGCUUCAGCUCAAUCACCCUACCACGCUAAGUGUUUUGAGCGGAGUUUAA
Molecule: messenger RNA, 525 nt
Organism: Suillus fuscotomentosus
Lineage: Eukaryota; Fungi; Basidiomycota; Agaricomycetes; Boletales; Suillaceae
Product: heat shock protein 70
Exons: 4
Coding region: 1-525 (174 amino acids)
Biological process (GO): protein refolding; cellular response to unfolded protein; vesicle-mediated transport
Cellular component (GO): cytoplasm; plasma membrane; nucleus
Molecular function (GO): heat shock protein binding; misfolded protein binding; ATP binding
Source: RefSeq, a predicted model, not a curated record